Messenger RNA from Saccostrea cuccullata (small rock oyster), 809 nucleotides. RefSeq lists its product as uncharacterized. The transcript is spliced from 4 exons. The record is from RefSeq and is a predicted model, not a curated record. The coding region runs from base 111 to 809 and encodes 232 amino acids. NCBI's taxonomy places the organism in Eukaryota, Metazoa, Mollusca, Bivalvia, Ostreida, Ostreidae.
UGUGAUAUCGGAUAAGUUAAUAAAUAUUUGUGUCAAUAACUAAAUGUAUUCAAAACAAAUCAACUUUGUCAGCGAGAAGACGAAUUUAAAAGUGGAUGCAGAUUUGAAGAAUGAUUUCAAUAUUGAACCGAUUUGUUGGCUUCUUCGUGUGGAUUAUUGGUUUUAAUGUCUUCUACAAUGCCACCUCAAGUGUUACUAAUUCAAAACAUACGUGUGCCCUUCCUUGGAAAAGAAAUUUUGGAUUAUCAGGCAAUGCAACAGAUGAGACUGGAAGAUUUCUCAAUGGAUUCAGAAAUAUAAUCACUGUUUUUUUAAAUAGUCAUGAAGAAGAUGAAAGUUUGAAAAUUCAUCUUGACAAAUGUUCCAAAGAUUUCAACUGUAAACUUUCUACUGUCCUAGACAAAAACGAAAAAGGUGUGAUGUUUCUUUGCAUAUUGGUAGGGAGAUCGGAAGUUUGUUACAUAUCCAAUUGUUCUUGUCAGAAAAAGCAAGUAAAACGAGAAAUUCCGUCAAUAAUUUUUCCGAAUGCGACUAAAGAUGAAGAUAGAAUUGGUGAUCGGGAUAAAGAUGAUUUACAUUGUGAGCUCAGAAAAUCAACAAAGCAAUAUCUACAAUAUAAAACAGUCAGCAGUUUCAACCAAAAUAUCAUCUGUACAAACGUUGUCACACAAAAUGGUUUCAAGGAGGAAAAUACUUCAGUCAAAGAGGAACGUUUAUGCACAAAUAGAAAAAAUAGAGGUAUGGGAACAACAUUUUUGCAUGAUGUCAUGACAUGCACUAGUAUUGAAAAGCAUUUUAACAGAAAAUAA